AUGGCGGCGGGCCCGGCGCAGCUGCCGGCGGUAUGCAACCGGCGGCUGGCGGAGUUCCUGCGGCAGGUGGACGAUACCGACUUGGUGUGGCUGGAGGAGAUCCGUGAGGAGGCGGCCAGGAUGUUCAGCAGCCACUACAGUGACGAGCCGGAGCUGAUGCCCAAGACGCCGUCGCAGAAGAACCGGCAGCGGAGGAAGCGCCUUUCCGCCCUGCGGGAGGAGAACCAGGAGCUGGGCAGGAAGAGAUUAUCCAGAAGGAGGAAUAGCAGUCUCAAACUGGUACCCUCCACGCGAUAUUCUCAACGACUCCGAAAUAAAGAAAACCUGGAACUAAGCAGGGCUGAGGCCAAAGAAGUCUCUCCACCUCAGCGUGUGACAAGAUCCCAGGCUGCAGCAUCCACUAAAAGCUCAGAGGUCGUUCCUGAGACCCCUCCUGUCCAGCAAGCAGAAGGGAAGGUUCCCUUAGAAGAAGCUGACAUCAGUGAUUGCAUUAGCGCUGAGCUACACCUCCAGAAGAGCGCAUCUAAACCAGCAGAGAAGCUCUCCACGACCAUCCUCUUGAGCUCAGAUGAUGGCUCUCCCAAGGAAAGCAGGGUUGCCAAAUCGCCGCCCGUGCCUGCAGCCUCUGAGCUGAUGGUCCCCUGUAGCCCCGAGGUAAACGAUGCAGGAGAAAGCGAGGCUGCAUCGAAGCUGAAGACAGCAAAGGCAGCUAAUACUACAGUCAUUUUAAGUGAAGAGCCUAGUCUGGAGGAGGUAGAUGUCUCUGCUCAGGUACAAGAAGGGUCUGAUAAGGAGCCUUCCCAGCGCAUAAGGGAUAGCCCAGGGACUCCGACAGGCUCUAGGCUGAGCCGUCGCUCAGUGCGCAGAAGUCUGAUGGGUAAAACUUCCAUGACUCGCCGAACCUCCUUGGCAGAGAAAUACUCGCUAGCCAGCAAGAGGGAAAGUAUGAUCCGCAAAUCUAUCACCAGGACAAUGGUCAAGAGGAAGGCAGCUCGAAAGUCAUCCGUGUCCUCCAGUCGCGUGGAUGUCUCCAGCUCUGGAGAGGUGCCAGAGGAUGAAGAAACAGUUGUCAAAACUGGGCCUCCUCCUGGACCUUGUACCCCCUCCAAGUUGAAUCCCCAAAGUCCGCGAAUGUCACUUCGCUCUCGAACUGUCAGCAGAAACGAACAGCCGCGGGAGACGAGCAACAACGAAAGCAACUUAAAUAGGAAUGGGGAGACCCAGGAACCACCCCAGAGUGCCAGGAGAAAGCCAAGUUACAAAAGAGCUGUGGAUGAACGCUAUGACAGUCAGCAAGCAGAAGAUGGAGGGCUUUCUCCUCCGAGAAGAAAGACCCCAUCCCCUACCUUUCCAGCCAGCAAAGUUGUACGUCCUUUCAAAACAUUUUUGCACACUGUGCAGAAGAACCAGCUCCUCAUGACGCCAAGCUCUGUCGGGAGAAAUGGAGUAAUAAAAUCUUUUAUCAGGUACAACACUCCUCUCCAGUCCGAUGCCAAGGAAAAGGAGAGACAGAAGCUAGAGACUCUGAGGAAAAAGCAAGAAGCUGAGCAGCUGAGAAAACAAAAACUGGAGGAAGAAAAGAAACGGCGACUAGAAGAGGCAAAGCUGAAGCGUGAGGAGCGCCUGCGCAAAGUGUUGCAAGCUCGGGAACGGGCAGAGCAAAUAGAGGAGGAGAGGAAAAGGCGCAUUGAACAGAAGAUAGCUCUGUUUGAUGAGAAGACUGAGAAGGUGCGGGAAGAAAGGUUGGCAGAAGAGAAGAUCAAAAAAAAAGCAGCUGCCAGGAAAAUGGAAGAAGCAGAGGCCCGGCGCAGGCAUGAUGAAGAGGCCAGAAAACAAAAAGCACUGCAGCAGGAGGAGGAGGAACGUCGGCACAAAGAGCUAAUGCAGAAGAGGAAGGAAGAAGAGCAGGAACGUGCCAGGAAGAUUGCUGAGCAGAGACAGGCAGAACAGCAGAGAGAGAAACAGCUGGCUGCAGAGAGAGAGCUGGAGAGGAAGAAGGAACAGGAGAGGAUCCAGGCAGAAAAGCUACGUGAACAGCAGGAGAAGGCUGCUCGCCUGCAGAAGGAAGUGUUGGCUGCUCAAGAACAGCUCCACAAGGAGACGGAGAAGAAAGAACAGGAGGAGCAGAGGCUAGCAGAGCUGAAGAGGCAGGAACAAGAACAGAAGAAACUGCCAGAGGAACAAAAGGCUAAAGAUAUAGCCCAAACACAGCACCUAGAAAACAAAGAGAAUUCACCUGCCUGCAAUUCAUACCAGAUGACUCCACAAGCCCAGAAAGAUCCAAAGCCCCCCACAAUAAAUCCAAACAACUAUGGCAUGGAUCUGAACAGCGAUGACUCUACUGAUGACGAAAGCCAGCCUCGCAAGCCCAUCCCUGCCUGGGCCACUGGGAAUCAGCUUAGCCAAGCUGUCAUCCGCCAGUACUACAACCCUCCCAAUGUCGAUGCACUCUUUGGGGUGAUCGCAAGCCCCAAGCUGGAGGACAUCUUUUACAAAAGCAAACCGCGCUACUUCAAGCGCACAAGCUCUGCUGUGUGGAAUUCCCCGCCAUUUCCAGCAAUACGCUUUAUGCCAACACCAAGUGCAAUUAUGUGCGUAAGCUAGAUUGAUACUGAUGUUACUACAGCUCGGGCUGAAAUACCCUGAGGAUUUUAUUGACCUUUCUUCAAGUUGUUGGAGAGAGACGUGACCCUCAGUGUAAUCACGUCUCCAGGAAUACCCAGAGUAGCGUAAGCAGGCUUUGUUGUUCUCGGCUUCGUUAAGAGAAAUUGUACAAAGGUUCUGAUAGAAUUUUGUUUCUCUGAUUUAAAUUCCAUGUCUGUGGCAUAGGUUGGAUUGAAAGAAUGAGUUUAACCUUAAUCCCUACCUUUCUCUUUUCUCCCCUUGGCUGUUUCAUUUGUUCAGCAUCAAAGCUGGUUUUAUUUCUAGGCCUGUUUUGCACUUCAUGCUCAAUAAGACAGUGUCAAAUGGACUGAUAUCAAAACGAUUUCCUCUUAACAGCAAAAUAUCAGCUCAGAAUUCCAGUUCCAAGAGCACUUGGUGUUUUAGUCAUUCUUUCUACACCUAAACUUGCAAAUGGCACAGACACUCAUGUUUUCUCUGUAACAAGCUCCUGUAUAGAGAGAGUAGAGGUUUCAGUAGAACAGUACUUACUGCAAGAUUUUAAGGGAAACACAUUAGUUUCUGUAGGUUGUUGUGGAAGUCUGUCUUCUGCAAAUUAGGCAACCUAUACGGUUCUUACCUCAGAUUAAUCUUUUUCUUGUGGCUUGAUUUGUUUUAAAGAUGGGUGAGUGUUCACGGCUGCAAUUUCAGUAAGCAAAAGACUGAAGAACACCGUUUGUGUACAUACAAGUAGGUCCUUUAAACAAAAACACUGUACGGAGAUUAUACAACGUGUAAGGAGACUUCUGCCUUUCCUUGUGCAUAUAGUUAAUGAACUGUUUGCAAGCAAAUGUCUUUAAAAUGAUGUGGGGUUUUAUAUUUAAAUACACCAACUGCCAGAUGCUAUGCUAUUGAUCAGUGUUUAUAUCUGCGAGAUCAUUGUACUUUGAUAGAUGCUCUGUAGAUUGAGUUUUGUAUCUUAGAAUGAACAUAACCUUUUUGUAAGAAAGCUUGCUGAAAUGGCAAAAACUUUGAAGUUGAAUGCUAUUUGAAUGUCUGACAGUUUGAUAAAAGUGAGUUAAAUCAUC
Gymnogyps californianus (California condor) is the source of this 3689-nucleotide messenger RNA. RefSeq names its product inner centromere protein (gene INCENP). Lineage: Eukaryota; Metazoa; Chordata; Aves; Accipitriformes; Cathartidae. The transcript has 18 exons. Gene Ontology annotation, cellular component: nucleus; meiotic spindle midzone; kinetochore. The coding region runs from base 1 to 2604 and encodes 867 amino acids. The record is from RefSeq and is a predicted model, not a curated record. Gene Ontology annotation, molecular function: protein serine/threonine kinase activator activity. Gene Ontology annotation, biological process: positive regulation of protein serine/threonine kinase activity; metaphase chromosome alignment; meiotic spindle midzone assembly.